GCCAGCAGCACAAUUAUGAACAUACUCUUCAGGUUUGGAGAGUCUCGAAACCUGACCUUUGCUUUCCCAUCUAAAAAUGGAGCGCAGUUCUACUACCCUGGAUUUUUUAGUGCUUCUCAGGUAGACAACUUCUCUGAGGGCAACAACAAUACAUUCCAUAUCAUGUGCCAUCAUAUGAGGUUCCGGCUUAAUGAGGUGGAAAAGGUGAUGCCAAGUGACACAUUUUAUUUUACCAUCCUAAGGAACCCAAUCUCCCUCAUGGAAUCUUCAUUUUCAUACUAUAAAGCAACGCCUAGCUUUUCCAAAGUUAAAAGUCUAGAGGACUUCCUCAACAAUACCUCCAAAUUCUAUUCAAGUAAAAGUAUGUCAAGUAAUUAUGCCAAGAACUUCUUAACAUUUGACUUGGGUUUUGACAACAAUGGGCAAGUAUCUGAAAGGCACUUAAAUUAUAUGCGACGAGUAGUGGAGACUGUGUUUGAUCUAGUGCUCAUCACAGAAUACUUUGAUGAAUCUUUGGUGCUCUUGAAGGAUGCCCUAUGUUGGACUUUUGACGACGUGUUGUCAUUUCCACUUAACAGCAGGAGCAACAGCACCAAAAAGAACCAUACUUUUGAAACUCAUGAUAGGAUAAAGGCAUGGAAUCAGCUCGAUUGGGAACUGUAUGUCUACUUUAACAGGUCAUUCUGGAAUCGGGUAGAGAAAUUUGGAAAGGACCGUAUGCAGCAAGAGGUGAAGGAACUUAGAUGGCGGAGGGCUCAGAUGUCUGAAAUAUGUUUUCAGGGUGAGGUGGAAGCCAAAGAAAUAAAAGACAAGUCACUGAAGCCAUUCCAAUAUGGAUUGGCCAAGAUUCUCGGUUACAAUCUGAAGCCAGGACUUGGAAUGGCUGAACAGCUACUGUGCCAGAGAUUAGUAACUCCAGAACUGCAGUACAGCAGUCUCUUGCGUAAGAAAGAGAUUAAAAAAUGAAAAAGAAUCCGCAGGUUCGUAAUUGGUUUAACUAGAAAUGGAAAAAAUGCAAGGUUUGCAAUUUAA
Spea bombifrons (plains spadefoot toad) is the source of this 1032-nucleotide messenger RNA. Its product is annotated as galactose-3-O-sulfotransferase 4-like. Gene Ontology annotation, molecular function: galactosylceramide sulfotransferase activity. The record is from RefSeq and is a predicted model, not a curated record. NCBI's taxonomy places the organism in Eukaryota, Metazoa, Chordata, Amphibia, Anura, Pelobatidae. Gene Ontology annotation, cellular component: membrane. The transcript is spliced from 2 exons. Gene Ontology annotation, biological process: glycolipid biosynthetic process.